Molecule: messenger RNA, 978 nt
Organism: Liolophura sinensis
Lineage: Eukaryota; Metazoa; Mollusca; Polyplacophora; Chitonida; Chitonidae
Exons: 2
Coding region: 1-978 (325 amino acids)
Source: RefSeq, a predicted model, not a curated record
AUGUUGUCCUUGGUUGAGGAUGAGCUUACCAUAGAUAUGAUAUCCUGGGUUGAGGAUGAGCUUACCAGAGAUAUGAUAUCUUGGGUUGAGAAUGAGCUUACCAGAGAUAUGAUAUCCUGGGUUGAGGAUGAGCUUACCAGAGAUAUAAUAUCCUGGGCUGAAGAUGAGCUUACCAGAGAUAUGAUACCCUGGGUUGAGGAUGAGCUUACCAGAGAUAUAAUAUCCUGGGUUGAAGAUGAGCUUACCAGAGAUAUGAUACCCUGGGUUCAGGAUGAGCUUACCAGAGAUAUGAUACCCUGGGUUCAGGAUGAGCUUACCAGAGAUAUGAUAUCCUGGGUUGAGGAUGAGCUCACAAGAGAUAUGAUAUCCUGGGUUGAAGAUGAGCUUACAAGAGAUAUGAUAUCCUGGGUUGAGGAUGAGCUUACCAGAGAUAUGAUACCCUGGGUUGAAGAUGAGCUUACAAGAGAUAUGAUAUCCUGGGUUGAGGAUGAGCUUACCAGAGAUAUGAUAUCCUGGGAUGAGCUUACCAGAGAUAUGAUAUCCUGGGUUGAAGAUGAGCUUACCAGAGAUAUGAUAUCCUGGGUUGAAGAUGAGCUUACCAGAGAUAUGAUACCCUGGGUUGAGGAUGAGCUUACCAGAGAUAUGAUAUCCUGGGUUGAAGAUGAGGUUACCAGAGAUAUGAUAUCCUGGGUUGAAGAUGAGGUUACCAGAGAUAUGAUACCCUGGGUUGAGGAUGAGCUUACCAGAGAUAUGAUAUCCUGGGUUGAGGAUGAGGUUACCAGAGAUAUAAUAUCCUGGGUUGAGGAUGAGCUUACAAGAGAUAUGAUAUCCUGGGUUGAGGAUGAGCUUACCAGAGAUAUGAUAUCCUGGGAUGAGGAUGAGCUUACCAGAGAUAUGAUAUCCUGGGUUGAGGAUGAGCUUACCAGAGAUAUGAUAUCCUGGGUUGAGGAUGAACUUGCCAGGGAUAUGAUAUCCUGA